Messenger RNA from Clarias gariepinus (North African catfish), 2067 nucleotides. RefSeq names its product Fc receptor-like protein 5. The record is from RefSeq and is a predicted model, not a curated record. Gene Ontology annotation, biological process: cell surface receptor signaling pathway. Gene Ontology annotation, molecular function: transmembrane signaling receptor activity. Bases 104 to 1426 code for a protein of 440 amino acids. NCBI's taxonomy places the organism in Eukaryota, Metazoa, Chordata, Actinopteri, Siluriformes, Clariidae. The transcript has 8 exons.
CUCUUCCUCUUGCAUGUGCACAUAGUCUUUCUUUAAGAACAUAGGAAGUGUCAAGGCUUCACACCCCUGCUUUGCUCUGUCAGUCAGUCAUUCUAGAGACAGGAUGGAGCUCAGUCCACAAACUGUGAUUGUCUUGCUGAUUUCACUUAUCCCAGUGUCACAUACUCAAGUGGGUCCUAAAGCUGGGGUGUCCAUAAAGCCUGAUACACAUGUGUACAGAGGUGAGAGCGUUACUCUCAGAUGUGACAUACAGGGAGGAGAAGACACUGAGUGGACAUACAGCUGGUAUAAGAACAAUUACAGACUUGCCGUUCGCAUGGGCUACGGAUUCUAUACAGGCAGCACAAGGCAGAAGUACAUUCUCCGUUUUGUUAGUGAGCCUGACAGUGGUGACUACACCUGCCAAGGAUGGGACGGUGAUUCUCAGAGCUCACUGAUCAGUGAUGUUGUUACACUGACUGUUUCAGAGAGGCCAGCACUGAGUGUAUCUCCACAGAGCUGGCUGACUCAAGGAGACUCAGUGACUUUAAGCUGUGUGGUUACAAAGUCCUCUACAGGAUGGAAAUUCAGCUGGUACGCAGAUUAUCCCUACAGAAAAAUCAGAGACAGUCACGGCGAUAUUGUUUAUGGAGCCUCCUACACAAUCUGUCCUGCCGCUCUUAAUCACACAGGAGUUUAUUGGUGCGAUGCGCAGAGAGAAGGGUUGUCCUUGAGAUUUUCAUCCAAUAAGCAGCUACUAUGGAUCGCUGGUGAAUCUCCUCCAGUCUCUCUGACCAUCAAUCCCAGCAGAACUCAACACUUUACUAAUGACUCUCUCUCACUGAGCUGUGAGGACCAGAGUAACUCUACUGAACUAAGAGUGAACCGAUACACACACAGUGAAAAAGUGUCAAGUUGUUCACGUUGGGGAUCAGUUACAGGAUCUAUAUGUAAAAUCAGCUCCCUCUCCACAUCCCACACUGGAGUUUACUGGUGUGAGUCUGAAUCUGGAGAAAACAGUAAUCCUGUCAACAUCACAGUGUAUGAUGGUGAUGUGAUCCUGGAGAGUCCUGUCCAUCCUGUCUCUAAGGGACAUCCUCUGACUCUACGAUGUUUAUAUCGCAACACAAAGUCCUUAAACCUCCGAGCUGAUUUCCAUAAAGAUGGAUCAGUUGUCCGAACACAGACGACAGGAGAGAUGAUCAUCCCUAGGGUCUUAAAGUCAGAUGAGGGUUUCUACUCCUGUAAACACCCGGAGAGAGGAGAGUCUGCGAAAAGCUGGGUAGCAGUCAGGGGGUCAGGUCCAUUAUGUAUAGAAGGCUCAUCAGGUGUAGAAGCUCCAUUCUCAGUGCUCAUGCUGAUCAGUAGUGUAGUGACGGCAUCUCCGUAUCUGCUGGUCACCAUCAUUCUGCUGUUCAAAUGUUACAGAGCUCGAGGGCAGACCUGACACCUCUUUCUGUUCAGAAUCAGGUGGCCUCAGUGGGGUUGUGGCUGUGGCUGUGUAGGUUGAUGUUGAGGCAGUGCUGGCCGAAGAGGAUGCUGGACAUAAGUAUAACACUCCGGUGUUUUUUUGGACAAUAUGAAACAACCGUGGUGGUGUCUGCAAAAGCAAAUUUUAAAGAAAGUGGAGCCCUGCACUUCACCUGCAAAAUUUUAGCAGGCAGCUCAGGUUUUUUUUUUAUUUUUUUUUUACUGUGCCCACCAUGGUAAGUUUCCACCUGAGAAGUUCUUGUCCAAGUUCAUCGCUGGUAAAAAUUUUUUUAUUGUGACCACACAGUCCAAAAGUCAUAUCAAGGACUACACGUUUUCCUUGAUUUUUCUCAGGAAUGCCACUUGCAUGUUUGCCUGUGUAAAUCUGCAGAUUUCAUGCAUAGCUGGUUUUUGCAUCACAGGCUGCCCAAAUUUCUAUGCCGUAUUUCCCUGGCUUACUAGGCAUGUACUGCCGAAAAGGACAUUUUCCACGGAAAGGGACAAAAUGUUCAUCUAGUGUAACCUCUGGCCCAGGGUUGAACAUCAGUGAAAAGAGCUGCACCCACCUUUCUCUGACAUCCCUAAUGGUAGCAAGCUUGUCAUAUUUUUUUCUAGUUU